Molecule: messenger RNA, 1016 nt
Organism: Calidris pugnax (ruff)
Lineage: Eukaryota; Metazoa; Chordata; Aves; Charadriiformes; Scolopacidae
Gene: BDH2
Product: 3-hydroxybutyrate dehydrogenase, type 2
Exons: 10
Coding region: 70-807 (245 amino acids)
Biological process (GO): siderophore biosynthetic process
Cellular component (GO): cytoplasm
Molecular function (GO): 3-hydroxybutyrate dehydrogenase activity
Source: RefSeq, a predicted model, not a curated record
GAUAAAGAAUAAGAAUGAGCUUCCUCUGCCUGGAGUGAGCACUUGGAGCUCGUUGUUGAGGUCAGCAUCAUGGGUCGGCUUGAUGGGAAGACCAUUCUGCUGUCUGCAGCAGCGCAGGGGAUUGGACGAGCAGCUGCCAUAGCUUUUGCCAAAGAAGGAGCCAAAGUCAUUGCUACAGACAUCAAUGAGUCUAAGCUGCAAGAACUGAAGACAUAUCCAGGCAUUCAAAUACGGGUGUUGGAUGUCACCAAAAAGGAGGAGAUAGAAAAUCUGGCCAAGGAGAUUGAAAGGAUUGAUGUCCUCUGUAACAUUGCAGGGUUUGUUCAUCACGGAACCAUUCUGGAGUGUGAAGAGCAAGACUGGAACUUCACUAUGAACCUCAAUGUUCGCAGCAUGUAUCUAAUGAUCAAGACAUUCCUUCCCAAGAUGCUUAAACAGAAAUCUGGAAAUAUUAUAAAUAUGUCUUCUGUGGCAUCCAGUAUUAAAGGAGUUGUGAACAGAUGUGUAUAUAGUACUUCAAAGGCAGCAGUUAUUGGUCUGACAAAGUCUGUGGCUGCUGAUUUCAUCGAACAAGGCAUCAGAUGCAACUGCAUAUGUCCUGGAACUGUUGACACACCAUCUUUACAGGAAAGAAUCCAAGCCCGGCCUAACCCAGAACAGGCAUUGAAGGACUUUCUAGCCAGACAGAAGACUGGUAGGAUGGCUACUGCUGAAGAAGUGGCCCAUCUCUUUGUGUACUUGGCCUCUGAUGAAUCUGCCUAUGUGACUGGUAAUGAACUGAUCAUCGAUGGAGGAUGGAGCUUGUGAUUGAUCCUACAUGCAAAUGGAAAUUCAUACUAUGAAAGGCAAAAUGUGAGGAUUGUGUUUAUCAGUUAAGAUAGCUCACAAAGAUUUAGGUCAUUCACCUGAUGUCUUUCCAAAAAAUUUAGUGCAUUUUUACCGCUAUGUAAUCUCUUUCUAGAUUGAUCUUACUGAUUCACUUUUCCCUAAAUAAAAACAUACUUCAUGUGGCUUCA